This is a messenger RNA of Penicilliopsis zonata CBS 506.65, 1932 nucleotides long. RefSeq lists its product as hypothetical. Gene Ontology annotation, biological process: chromatin organization; regulation of transcription by RNA polymerase II. The record is from RefSeq and is a predicted model, not a curated record. The transcript is spliced from 3 exons. Gene Ontology annotation, molecular function: transcription coregulator activity; TBP-class protein binding. Gene Ontology annotation, cellular component: SAGA complex. Bases 1 to 1932 code for a protein of 643 amino acids. Lineage: Eukaryota; Fungi; Ascomycota; Eurotiomycetes; Eurotiales; Aspergillaceae.
AUGACGUCGAUUGGGCCAUCGAUUGGGGAGGAGGACGAUGACCGCGAUCUUGCGGGAUCGCAGGAUGGCAGCUCUGAUAACGAAAUGGACGAUACAAUGAGAGAUGCGGAGGAUGGAGACGGGGACAAUGAGCCAGACGUGGACGCCGACGGCGAGGGAGACGCGGACAGCCCAUCGAACUCCAGCCAGAUCUCGGAAGGUGCAGGGGGCGCUUCUUCUCAACAGAAUGAAGAUGUCACUAUGGCCUCUCCUAGCGCGUUGAACAACGCGUCUGACUUCUUAUCGGCCUUUCAUCCGAAAGUGCGCCCCGAGUGCCUCACGGCUGCGAGCUACGAUAUUGUUCCGACAACCGCUGCCCCUCACAGUACUUCUAUCAACGCAAUUACGGCGACAGCAGAUAUGAGAUGGGUGUUCAGUGGUGGAACGGAUGGCUAUGUUCGAAAAUUCAACUGGGUGGAAUCUAUCAACAGCAAAUUGAUGCUGACCGUGGCGCAACGGCAUCCUUUCGUCGAUAGUGUCAUGAAAGCGGGCGUUGUUAUGACAUACUGGGAGAACAUGGAUGGUAACACGAUAUCUCCUGUCUACUCUCUGGCCUCGCAUAGCGAAGGCUUGUGGUUGCUCUCGGGGUUGGAGUCCGGGAGUAUCCGCCUGCAGUCGGUUCGCCAUGAUGAAGGGAAAGAGAUCGCUUUGUUGCAAAAACAUACAUCGGCAGUAUCAGUCCUGACCCUCUCAUCAGACGAGAAAUCGCUACUCUCCGGGAGCUGGGACAAAAGGAUCUAUGACUGGGACUUGAAUACAGGACAAUCCCGGCGGCUAUUUGGAUCCAGUGCGCGCCAAAUUUCUGCAAUUGAGACCCGGCCCGAGUCCGCUUUGCCUGUACCUGCAGAUAGCCUGGAGCCUGUGCAGAAAAACGGGACUUACUCGUCCAACAAUCAUACUGCUUCCCAUGAUGACUUCAGUUUUGUGCAGGAUGAAAAGGAGAACGUUUUCGGCGCCCAGCAACAGGGAUCACCUACAGAUUCGCUCUUUGGGGGCAAUGAUGACUCUCUGUUUGGAGAGGACGAAGGUAAUAAUGGCGCCGCAAGCGGAGGACUGGGAGAUGCAUUUGGCGUGGACGAAGAUGACGAAUUCGGCAAAGCUCUCGCAAAUGGGAACAUACUUCCCGAGCCACCGUCCCAGAAUGAAGCAUCUGAUCUGAUGGGCCAAAACCAUGGGAUGGCUGAAUCGACCACAAACACCUCCAGCACAACAACAAAUCUGAAUGGGUUCACUGAAAAACCGAUCAAAACCGAACCGCAGCUGCCAAACGGGACGUCAGAACCGGCGUUGAACGGCCUCCCCCACGCCGAAGAAGUCGAGCCAGCUACCUCUCAGACCCAGCCUCUCACACAGUCCGUACAGGAAGAAUCCAACAUCGUUUCCGACAGCACAUUCCUCGCUGCAUCGAUCGAUGGCACGAUCCGAGUAUGGGACCGCCGGCAACCGGAUCCUGUAGCCCGUAUCAUCCCCCGCAAUGUCCCUCCGUGGUGUAUGAAUGCCUGCUGGUCCCCAGACGGAAACUUCAUCUACGCAGGUCGCCGUAACGGCGCCGUCGAAGAAUACAGUCUUCACAAGGGGUUGCGCGAACCGGUGCGCACGUUCAAAUUUCCGCAGGGUAGCGGACCGGUCACAGCUCUCAAAGCGAUGCCAAACGGACGGCAUAUUGUCUGUGCCUCACACGAUAUUCUCCGUCUCUACGACCUACGCCAUGAGCAGACCUCGCGGCACUCGACGGUCCCCUUCCUCAUCAUCCCGGGACACCGCACUGGAACUAUCUCGCAGCUGUACAUCGACCAGGCUUGCCGAUUCAUGGUUUCGACGAGCGGCAAUCGAGGCUGGGAGGGAAACACCACAGAGGUGCUACUCGGCUAUGAGAUUGGCGUUCCGCAGUAG